GGAAAAGUCUACCAUGCCCUUAUGGCAACCGACAAGUCUAAGCCUCGAAAACUCAUCGCGCUAAAGAAGGCUCGUACGACUAGCCUGGUGAAAAACCCCGUACUCCGACACGAGGCGUGUGUCCUGUUAAGACUACGAGGCAGACUAACUUUCGCGCUGAAUACGCAUCAUUGUACAGAUCAUCCCAGUAUUCCUCGAGUCUAUGCGUGGGGAAAAUCACAAUGGUUUGAGUAUCUUGCGAUGGAGCUCCUGGGGCCCUGUAUUAAUCCUAACACGACGAAAGGGGAGCGCCUCACUAUGAGGAACUUGGUAGUGGUUGUCUGCCAAAUGUUCGAUUCAAUCGGAUAUAUGCACUCACAAGGUCUCGUUCACGGAGACAUCAAACCAGACAACUUUUUAUUCGGGCUACCUCCCAAAGAGGGAAGAGUUCAUCUCAUCGACUUCGGUCUCGCAAAGUCUUGGCGCGAUCCAGUCACUUUACAACCCUUGCCGCCUCGAACUACUCCAAACCUACGCGGUACUGCACCAUUCGCGAGUAUCCCUGUUCAUCUUCACAACAGCCCAUCUCGCAGAGACGACAUCGAGUCCUUGUCAUACACCAUUGCAUGGCUACUUCGUGGACCUCUACCUUGGUACGGCAAGGAUGACAACGGCAUCUUCCUCAUGAAACAGCAAUGGUCUGGGCCCGAUAUCUGCUUUGGCUAUCCGUCUGUCUUUGGCAAAUUCAUCGAGUACGCCCGAGCUAUGAAUUUUGACGAGGCACCUGACUAUGCGUACUGGAGGAAACAGUUUCGCGCUCUGGUCCUUGACCUCCCGGAAGACCCGGACUACGACCAUUCCGAUCGAACCGAGUCAUUCGUAGGGUGUGCGAAAUCAGGGAGCCCUUCGCUAAAUCACGAUGUAUGUCGACCCAUCAUAUCUUCCUCGCCGGACUCAGAAUGGUCGGACUACUCGGACGACGACUUCUUUCCGCCACAGAGCUGGCCUGGCGCGAGUUCUGUGCAUGGCGAUGAUUUGAUUGGGGAUGAGGGGAGUUUGGUGCGGGAAGUUGAAAGGAUUGUGGAUCCUCCACAUAUGGCGUGGCCGUACACUGAACGGCCAGAACUUAUGAUAAUAUGA
Stereum hirsutum FP-91666 SS1 is the source of this 1119-nucleotide messenger RNA. RefSeq names its product kinase-like protein. Gene Ontology annotation, molecular function: ATP binding; protein serine/threonine kinase activity. The record is from RefSeq and is a predicted model, not a curated record. Lineage: Eukaryota; Fungi; Basidiomycota; Agaricomycetes; Russulales; Stereaceae. Gene Ontology annotation, biological process: signal transduction; peptidyl-serine phosphorylation. The transcript is spliced from 4 exons. The annotation marks the transcript as partial. Gene Ontology annotation, cellular component: nucleus; cytoplasm.